CCACCUCUUGGAUCCCUCUUCAGCCUCGCUGGCAAGACCGUCCUGGUGACUGGCGCCUCGAGCGGGCUGGGAAAGAGCAUGGCCCUCACGCUCGCAAAGGCCGGUGCAUCGGUCGGAUUGGUCGCACGGCGGAAAUCGCAGCUCGACGAGGUUGCGUCGGACAUCGCGGCGCUCGGCGGCAAGGCGCACGCCGUGACGCUCGACGUGACGCAGGUUUCCGCCAUCGACCCGGUGCUGGCCGAGGUUGAGGCGAGCCUCGGCCCGAUCGACGUGCUCGUGAACAACGCCGGCCUCUCGCUCGACGAGAAGGCUCUCCAGGUCGAGGAGGCGGCGUACGACACCGUGCUCGGCGUCAACACGCGGGCGCCCUUCUUCCUGGCGCAGGCGGUGGCGCGGCGGAUGGUCGCAGAGAAGAGGCCCGGCUCGAUCGUCAACAUCGCGUCGCUCAUCUCGCUCAAGGUUGUCAACAACCUCGCGACGUACGCAAUGUCCAAAGCGGCGCUGGACCACAUGACGCGCGCUCUGGCAAAGGAGUGGAUUCGCCACGGCAUCCGCGUCAACAGCAUACAGCCGGGGUACAUCCGGACCGAGAUCAACUCUGAGUUUUUCGACUCGCCAGCCGGCCUCGAGUUCAUCAGCCGCAUGCCAAACAAGCGGCUGGGCGAGCCUUCGGACCUCGACGGCCCCCUCCUCCUCCUCGCCAGCGAAGCCUCCAAGGGCAUGACAGGCGCCUGCCUCCUCGUCGAUGACGGACAGAUCAACUCCAAGAUCUAGCGAGCCGUCGAGUUGGUGGUAUUGGGGAUGUGGUCGCUGCAACUCUCUAUACUAUCCCGCAUCGCGAGACGUGAGGCGAAAAGGCGGUUUGACGUGAUGCCGCGUUGUUCUCUCUAUGACAACGAUGUGAAAGUGUGGGCAGGCUGCAAGCAUUCUGCGACUCAAAAUGUCUACGUAAUGGCUAACGUUCUAAAAAGUAUCUAUUCUC
Molecule: messenger RNA, 982 nt
Organism: Emiliania huxleyi CCMP1516
Lineage: Eukaryota; Haptophyta; Isochrysidales; Noelaerhabdaceae
Product: putative short-chain dehydrogenase/reductase SDR
Exons: 4
Coding region: 79-774 (231 amino acids)
Biological process (GO): fatty acid elongation
Molecular function (GO): oxidoreductase activity, acting on the CH-OH group of donors, NAD or NADP as acceptor
Source: RefSeq, a predicted model, not a curated record